Dermacentor silvarum is the source of this 918-nucleotide messenger RNA. Its product is annotated as tigger transposable element-derived protein 4-like. Gene Ontology annotation, cellular component: nucleus. Gene Ontology annotation, molecular function: DNA binding. The transcript has a single exon. The record is from RefSeq and is a predicted model, not a curated record. Bases 1 to 918 code for a protein of 305 amino acids. NCBI's taxonomy places the organism in Eukaryota, Metazoa, Arthropoda, Arachnida, Ixodida, Ixodidae.
AUGGACGGGUUCGAAAAACUGAAGCUUCUUGUCAUCGGAAAAGCAAAGAGACCUCGGGCUUUUAAAGGUGUGAAAGGACUCCCGGUAUUUUACGAGGCAAAUACCAAGGCUUGGUUGACCCAGGCAAUUUUCGAAACCUGGUUGAGGGAGAGAGAUGCAGAGUUCACCAAAAAAGGCAGAAAGGUUGUGUUCAUUGUGGACAAUUGCCCAGCGCAUGGUGAAGUGCGAGACCUGAACUCUAUUCGGCUGGAGUUCCUCCCUGCCAAUGUGACAGCCGUGCUCCAGCCAAUGGACCAAGGCGUUAUUCGAAAUUUAAAAGUGUUUUACCGUCGCCACAUCCUUAGAAGGAUGAUGCUGCAUAUGGAGAGAAACAAAGGGUACACCGUAGACCUCCUUUCUGCCAUCCACAUCUUGGCCCAGUCAUGGGACGAGGUUGCAUCUACAACCAUUCGGCGAUGCUUUGGUCACGCGGGCUUCCUUGAGCAAGUGGAUGCAAGCCAAGAAGGGUCGGAUGCAAGCCAAGAAGAGUCUGACGCCGACAAUGCUGAAGCAGACACUGUUUUUGAUUUGGUGGCCCAGAGGUGCGGCUCUGGCACCGGGACAAUGGAUGAGUACGAAGCUGUUGAUGAUGACGUGGUCACCUGCCGUGAGGAUACUUUAGUUGACAUACUAAAUGAAGUCGAAGAAGGCACAGGUGAUGAAAGUGAGGAGGAGAUGGACAGUGACGACCACCAGAGUGCCCCACUGACUUCAGAGGCAAGCCAGGCAGUAGAACUUCUCCAGCGGUACUUCCAGAAGGAGGGCUGCUUGGAGCAUCUGUGCAAUUUAAACAAGAUGAAUGCGUACUUGGUGAAGCAGUCCCACACCAAGCUGAAGCAAGCCACCUUGCACAGCUUUUUGCGGGGUUGCGACCCUUAA